GAGGUCGCUAGUCGUAAUACUGGGACUUCACCUUUUAAGUCACGAGACUCACAACUUUCACUACUCUUAUCAACACUCGCUACUUGUCAUUGCUCCGUAAUGGCCGUUGUCUUAUAGCAGACGGCGAAUCCAUCCAUUAAUCGUGUGAUCUCUCCCCUGAGCCGGUGAGCUUUGCAACCACCACGAUGGCAGACACAGGCAGCGUCAACAUGUAGUACUAAAAAUACAUUGACGGUGUUCCCGAGUAGCACUGCUCUUCCUGCUCCAUCGAGAAAGAUAACAUUGGUUUCUUCUCCUCAAUUUCCCUUAUUUUUACCUUCUUUUCUUGCAACGAGCACUGAGUCCGUCCAUGGAGAUUAUUAAUAGAUGUCGCUCCUCUUCUGUCUUUGCUCUCAUCUCAGGUUUUGUACUUCCUGUACUUGUAGCUUCCGUCGGCAUCAACUACGGUCAGAUUGCUAACAAUCUCCCCAAGCCCCAAAACGUCGUUCCUCUGCUCCGCUCCAUCGGCGUCAGUAAAGUAAAGCUUUACGACGCAGAUCCCCGAGUACUUUGUGCCUUUGCCAACACCGGUGUCGAAUUCAUCGUCUCCCUGGGAAACGAAUACUUGGAGAAGAUGAGGGAUCCGGAUAAAGCUCAAGUCUGGGUGAAAACAAACGUUCAAUCAUACUUGCCUGCAACCAAAAUCACUUGCAUCACCGUGGGGAACGAGGUUCUAACGUUUAACGACACAUCUUUAACGGAACACCUUCUCCCUGCAAUGCAGAGCAUCCAUGCCGCCCUCGUAAGCCUAGGCUUAGACAACCAGGUCAGUGUCACAACUGCGCACUCGUUAGCGGUGUUGGAGACCUCCUAUCCCCCGUCCGCCGGAGCUUUCCGCCGAGAUCUGACGGAGUACAUAUCUCGCAUCUUGGACUUCCAUGUGAAAACCUGUUCCCCGUUCCUCAUCAACGCAUAUCCAUACUUCGCGUACAGGUCCAACCCGAAACAGGUCUCUCUGGACUAUGUUCUGUUCCAGCCAAACCCAGGGGUUGUGGAUCCAGGCUCUAACCUCCACUACGACAACAUGCUGUUCGCUCAGAUCGACGCUGUUUAUGCUGCGCUGGCUUCGCUGGGAUGCAAGAAACUGCCGGUGCAGAUUUCUGAGACUGGUUGGCCGUCCAAGGGAGACGAAAACGAAGCCGGCGCGACCAUUGAGAACGCGAAGAAGUACAACGGGAAUCUGAUGAAGCUGGUCUCUCAGAAGAAGGGAACGCCGUUGAGGCCGGGCUCCGAUUUGAACAUUUACUUCUUUGCGCUGUUCAACGAAAACUUGAAGCCGGGGCCGACAUCCGAGAGGAAUUUUGGACUGUUUAAACCCGAUGGGACGCCGGCGUACGAGCUUGCACUCACCCCCAGUACUAGUGGAAGUGGUAGCAGCAAUAGUACAGUCGGCACCGGUGAUGGCAGCGGCGGAUAUUCCGCAAGUACACCUUCGCCCUCAGACUCAUCAACUGGUUCCUUGUCUAUCACUUCUGGCACGGGAAGACCAUUUCCCGUCGGCGCCGCUGCGAUUUGUGGGUGGUUCAGCUCGUUUCUGCUCUUCUUUUGAGCUGAGUUGUUCUGCAAUGCAGCAACAGCUCAAAGCCUCAGCUGUAUGCAGCAACCAGCUUUUUCUUGGUGGCGACGAGGAAUCGGAAGGAGCUUCACAAGUGGGAAAGGUUUAAGGGAGUCAUUUAUUUUUCUUUGGAAGACUUAUUUUUUCUUUUUUUAUUUUUGGGCACAAUUCGUUGGAAGGAAUUGUUGCUAAUCAGCACUUUGUAUUAGUUGGCCGGUUGGUGUAGAGUAAAAGACUAUUUUUUAUGCUCUUUUGAAUUUAUUUAAGCGUAAAGAAGAUUGUGAACGGCUCAA
Messenger RNA from Macadamia integrifolia, 1887 nucleotides. RefSeq names its product glucan endo-1,3-beta-glucosidase 11-like. Bases 350 to 1588 code for a protein of 412 amino acids. NCBI's taxonomy places the organism in Eukaryota, Viridiplantae, Streptophyta, Magnoliopsida, Proteales, Proteaceae. Gene Ontology annotation, molecular function: hydrolase activity, hydrolyzing O-glycosyl compounds. The record is from RefSeq and is a predicted model, not a curated record. Gene Ontology annotation, biological process: carbohydrate metabolic process. Gene Ontology annotation, cellular component: plasma membrane. The transcript is spliced from 4 exons.